Messenger RNA from Naegleria fowleri, 2709 nucleotides. RefSeq lists its product as uncharacterized. The transcript has a single exon. The record is from RefSeq and is a predicted model, not a curated record. NCBI's taxonomy places the organism in Eukaryota, Heterolobosea, Eutetramitea, Acrasida, Naegleriidae. The coding region runs from base 1 to 2709 and encodes 902 amino acids.
AUGAAUAAUAAUUUUAGUACUAUUAUCGUGAACGAAAAUCAUGAGUUCUAUCAUCCAAAUAGUUGCAAUUUUAUACAACCACACCAACCACAGCAACAACAAGUAUCAUCAGAAUCAUCGGUAAACAACUUUCAUUCAUCACCACAAUUAACCUACCAAUCGGAAUCAAGAGUGGAAUCUCCUAUUUCGGCUACUGAUGAUCAUAACGAUAAAAAGGAAAAAUUAACCGACAACAAUGUCAAGCAGUCCGUUCAAGCUACCAACACACUUCCUCGGGUCACUACUGCAUGCACAUCAUCCACAAGCAGCACUCAUAUUGUAUCAUCACCAACAAUUAACAACAACAAAAAAGAGAUCUCUAAUUGCCUUCAAGAAGAAAUUAUUAUUUUAGACCCCAAUGAUAAUAGUAAUGAACCAAAAGCAGAAGCAGUAGACGACGGAAUAGAAUACAGUAUUGGAGAUGAAAGAGAGUAUGACCAUUAUGAUGGAUUAUUGUUGGAAAAAUCAACCAAGCCCAACUCAGCAAGUAAGCUACUACGAAAAAAAAUCUCUGGCAUGCUUCAAAAUUCGGUCAACAAGACCAUAAGCGGAGGAAGGAAUUUAUUGUCACUUCGACAGCGUAAAACACCAACUUCAGGAGAAUUUGUGACUGAUUUUGAAUCAAGUAGUGUGAUUGGUGCUGCCAAUCUUGAUUCUUCAUCAAUUGUUAACACUACUAUCCAUCACAGAUCUGGUUCUGAAUCACAUUUCGAUUCAGAUGGACCACACAAUUCUGGAGACACUAAUUUAACACAGCCGACACCACGAACAACUAGGGCAAUUUUUGCACUCACUUCGGUUUUUUCGAAAGCAAUUUCCGGAUGGAGAAGAAAUGCUCAAUACAGAAAAAGAAAAUUUCAUCAACAAACAUUGUCCAGAAUCAACACUAUCAGACCUCUCUCAUCCUUCUCAAGGAGACAUCACAAUAGCGCAUGCACGGAUUUAUUUACACAAAUACCUGAAGAACUAUGGAGAUAUGGAAUUAUUCCGUAUUUGGAGUGGAUUGAUUUAUUACGUUUGAGAUGUGUGGGUAAAUGGAAAUUAACAAUUAUUGUGCAAGAACAAGAACAGGUUUGGCAAAUACUUUUUUCUGAAAAGAUGAGCAAGUAUUUUCAGCAAGAAAAAGAAUUAUGGAAAUCACAUGCUAAAAACUAUUUUUUCUUUGAUUUAGAUGAGGCUAUCAUUAAAGAACAUUACGAGAAAAGAAUUCUGGAAAAAUACACGUUACAGUACAGAAGACAAUUUUCCAUUCAAAAAGAGAAAUGUUUUGCCUUGCAACAAAACCACGACUCACACCACCAACAUGAUAGUAUUUCUCUAUUCUUACAUUCUUCAAUUUUGAUACAACAUGAAGAAGCAAAUUCAGAAGGUCAUGCUGACGAUCAUUGUGCUCAUUAUUUUCACAAAAAAGUGCCAGAAAUUGCUCCCACAGAUCACGCACAAGAAGACUUUAUUCAUUAUCUUUCUUGCAGCCGUUCUGUACAUGAAAGAAAACAACAAGUUAUUUCUCGAAAAAAACACGAGCAACAACAAAUUCUGAGCAAUAAUGAGCAUAGAAGUGCAUGGUUACGGAUUUUCACUUUACUCGUGACUAUGCUUUCUGCUGUUGCUGCGUUUGUAUGCAUUUCUGUGAAAGAUUUUGCAUUCUCAAAGAACAUUGAUAUGAACGCUGUCUGCAACAUGAACAGUAGUAGCAACACUACUUCACUACUCUUCCCUAUGUCUUUCGAGACACAAACAUCCUUCAACAAUUUUCAUCAGCAGUCUCUUUCCUAUUUGAAAUUGAUGGAUACGUCUUGGACCAUGCCUUUUGUUCCUGUCUACAUUGCCAUGCUAUUCAUAUUAGGAACAAUACUAUUUUUUUGGAUUCGAUAUUCUUCAGAUAAUGCAAAAUUCAAUUUAGAAGGAGAUGGAAGAGAGAGACAUCCCAAUGAGAUUUAUUUUUACAUGACCGUUUUAUCGAUUGCUGUAAUAUUGUUUUUUGUAUUUUUGAAUAUUCGAAUGGUGUAUCCGUAUUGUGAACGUAUGAUACACAAACUUCACACGGAGGGACAAGCAAGUUUUUCAGAGGAUGAAGUUGCAAGUCUACUUGUCUCUGAGGUAUUCUCUAAUGGUGUUGUGCUAUGCAGUCCUCUUUUUGCCAUUCUAGGAAUAAUUACUAUUUAUUUUUUCAGAUCACUUUAUGCUGGAAUUAUUUAUCGACGCUAUGUGUUGAAAUUUCACAUUCACUUGGUAAUGAUUGGAGUUGUGCUUUGGAAAUUUAUUGCCCCUUUUGUGACAUGGAUAUUAACAGUACUAUCAUUAACUUUGUUCAUCUUGUACAUGGUUCUCAAUUUGCAUCCAUUAGUAGCUACCGUUCCAAUCAUGUUGCUACAUUUAGUUGGAAUUUUUGUUUUGGGAUGGAUUUUUGUCAUGUUUUCCGUCAUGUUGUUAACCUGUGCGGUAGAGAGAUCAAAACUAUGGAAAACCAUUUCUACUCUGUGGUAUUCAUUCCUUCUCAUUUCAUUGCCAGUAGUGUUCUACUUGUUGAUUGGACUCAAAAUGAGAAUGGGAAUUGUGGCGCUUCCUUGCUCGGUAUUCUUUGUUGUGAUUAUUCUGUUUGGUAUGAAUUAUGUGGAUUAUUUGGAAGAUUUAUUUAGUUUUGAUGAAACUGUUUGGCCAUUUUCUUAA